Molecule: messenger RNA, 1996 nt
Organism: Egretta garzetta (little egret)
Lineage: Eukaryota; Metazoa; Chordata; Aves; Pelecaniformes; Ardeidae
Gene: NCF4
Product: neutrophil cytosolic factor 4
Exons: 12
Coding region: 259-1359 (366 amino acids)
Biological process (GO): superoxide anion generation; respiratory burst; phagocytosis
Cellular component (GO): NADPH oxidase complex
Molecular function (GO): superoxide-generating NADPH oxidase activator activity; phosphatidylinositol binding; protein binding
Source: RefSeq, a predicted model, not a curated record
UACUCUUGUUACCCAUGCUAAACUUCUUAAGAGAAUGGAUGGAUGUUCAAGUGUUAGCUUGUCCAGCAGCAUUCACUUCUGCUGCGUUCGGGAUUCCCUCAGUUCCCUCACUGCCUAUUGAUUGAUACAGUCAAGAGAAAUGGAGUUGGGAGAAGUAUGGGGUGCUCUCCUUCUGGCAUUAUCAGCGUCAAGGUAGAAGAACUGCCCAAGAAGUGGAGGAACAGAGCUUAGCCAUCUGGAUUUAAGAAGCUGAAAACCAUGUCUCUUCCCCGACAGCUGCGAGAAAAGAGUGAUUUUGACCAGCUUCCGGAUGAUGUACCAGUUUCAGCUAACAUUGCAGAUAUUGAAGAGAAGAAAGGCUUUACUAAUUAUUAUCUGUUUGUCAUUGAAGUAAAGCUUAAAGGUGGUGGCAGAUACCUGAUUUUCCGACGCUAUCGUCAGUUCUACGCCCUGCACACGAAACUAGAGGAGAGAUACGGAGCAGAGAGCAACAAUAGCCCUUUUACCUGCACACUCCCCACAUUGCCAGGAAAAGUUUAUGUCGGGGCCAAAAAGGAAAUUGCUGAGAACAGGAUUCCUAUCCUAAAUGUCUACAUGAAGAACCUCCUCUGCCUACCCGUUUGGGUGUUGAUGGAUGAAGAGGUACGGCUGUUCUUCUACCACUCAACCUUUGAUAGUGAACAGGUGCCUCACAGGCUGAGAAGGCUUCGCCCACGGACACGCCGAGUUAAAAGCAUUUCACCUCAAGUGCCUGUUUUUGACCGCACGGCAACUCCACGGGCUGAGGCACUGUUUGAUUUUUCUGGAACCAAUAAACUGGAACUCAGCUUCAAGAAGGGAGACUUGAUCUAUCUACUGAGCAGAGUAAACAAAGACUGGUUGGAGGGAACAGCUGGUGGUGUCACUGGGAUUUUCCCAUGUGCUUUUGUGAAGAUCAUAAAAGAUUUACCACAGCAGGCAGACACGGUUAAUAAAGUUCGCUGUUACUACCACGAGGAGGCUGUGAGCACUAUCAGGGAUAUCUCAGUGGAAGAGGAUCUGAGCAGCAUUCCGUCAUUCAAAGAGCUCACGGAGUUGAUGAGGCAGGAGUUUGGCCAAGAUGACAUUGCUUUGAAUUACCGGGACCUUGAUGGUGAUCUGAUCCGGUUGCUCUCUGAUCAGGAUGUUGAACUCAUGGUGUCUCAGAGCAGGAGAAGGCCCUCUGAGAAGCAUUUCUUCCCUUGGAAGUUGCACAUCACUCACAAAGAUGACUUGGGUGUCUACAACACUAGUCCAGGAAUAGGUGCUACUCAAACUGGAAGAGCAACAGAAGUGCUACAUAGAGAUGUUCCAGUAGGUAGCUGUGCAGUCCCUCUGUAAUCCCUCUCUGCAGACAGUUUCCUUGAAUGCACCUUUGAAGUGAGCUUGAAAAGAGUAAUUCUUAGCAACAUCUUACCUUUCAAUGUAAAAUCUGUACUCAGAGUAGGGAGUCUGACUGGGCAUUCAGCAUUUGUUCUGGAAGCAUCAGGAAAACUUUCUCAUAUUUCAGUGAAGAAAUUGCAGCUCACAUUUGCUUUCUUUUUCCCUCUGACCAAUAUUUUGCAUUCUGUUAAUCAAACCUAGCACAUCUGUGGUGUUCCUCAUAGAUCUUUUUGUAACCAUACAGACUACUUAUUUCGACAUUCUGGGAAAAUGUGUGUGAUGCCUGUUCAAAUAGCAAUUUCUUCUCUGUCUUCUGCUUUCUGACACCUCAUUGCAACGUAGAACUAAAACCAAAUUGCUGUAUGAGAUUCUUCAACAAAUAAAGUUACAUAUGAGUUUAUUUUAUCAGUUCCUAUUCAAAAAGGGUUUUUUGGGGGGGAUGAAAUAAUUCUGCUCCUUUGGGGUUUUUUGCUUGACAGUGAGGCAAUUUUGAAGAAGAGUUUGAAUGCUAGCUACUCAGCUUUCCUUAAGGAGGAAUUCAUUAUUGAAAAUAAAUGUAUCUUGCCAUAAUUUCUUUAAUGGUUGUGCAAUUAAA